Molecule: messenger RNA, 3344 nt
Organism: Astyanax mexicanus (Mexican tetra)
Lineage: Eukaryota; Metazoa; Chordata; Actinopteri; Characiformes; Acestrorhamphidae
Gene: tnk1
Product: tyrosine kinase, non-receptor, 1
Exons: 14
Coding region: 379-2643 (754 amino acids)
Biological process (GO): protein phosphorylation
Molecular function (GO): protein tyrosine kinase activity; ATP binding; protein binding
Source: RefSeq, a predicted model, not a curated record
GGAGGAAGAGGCGGAGCUGCAGCGGCAGUUUGAGGAAAUUCAGGAGCUUUGUGUUGGAGUCCAGGAGUUCAGUUUUAACGGGGAGAAACUCUGUAUAGAACUGGAGAAUAAAGAAAACACACAGUUAUAUCACAGGCCGAGCGGAUGAACAGGAAGGAGAGCGGAGAGUGGAGCAGAAGCUGUGGAGCUGAGCUCUGUAGGUAAGGGCUGGUCCUCCUCACCUGCUCUGGAGUUCCUGAACAGAAGAUUCCUCAAGGAGAAAACUAGCUAAUAUCCAGCUUACGGAGAAAAACAGCCCAGCCUGAGGCUGAGGGAAAAACACAGAGGAACACAACGCGUGGAAACGUGCUGUCUGCUGUGCUGAAGGACAAUGUGAUUAUGAUGGAUCAAGACACGCAGUGGCUGUACCAGCUCUUGGCAGAGGUGCAGCUGGAACGGUUCUACCUGAGGGUUCGUGAUGGACUUAAUGUGACUCGCAUCGAACACCUGGACUAUGUGAAGGAGGCGGACUUGGAACAGAUUGGCAUCAGCAAACCAGGACAAAGACGAUUAUGGGAUGCAGUCAAACGUUACAAAACCAAUGCACGACCAAGGUCAUGGAUGUCCAAGGUCUUCAGUGGACGAGGUCCAGAAGGAGGAGAUCAGUGGAGCGGCGGUGGAUCAGGACAGGGGCCUGAAAUGGGACGAGCUCUUACCUGCCUUAUUCAGGACAAUGAGCUGGUGUUUGGAGAGAGACUGGGCUCAGGCUCCUUUGGGGUGGUGAAGAAGGCAGAGUGGCACACGCCCACUGGACGAGUGGUGCCUGUAGCAGUGAAGUCUCUCAGGAACAGUAUGUCCAGAGAGCCAAAUACAGUGACCGACUUCCUGCAGGAGGUCACCACCAUGCAGUCCCUGGACCACCCUAACAUCAUACGCCUCUAUGGAGUGGUUCUCACACAGCCUCUUAAAAUGGUGACGGAGCUGGCUCCUCUCGGCUCUCUGUAUGACAUGUUACGCAUACGGCAGGGCGAGUACCCGCUGGCCCGCCUCUGGCUCUUCAGCACCCAGAUCGCCGCAGGUAUGGAGUAUCUGGAGACGCGGCGCUUCAUCCACAGAGACCUGGCAGCCCGCAAUGUGCUCCUGGCCUCCAGAGAGCUGGUGAAGAUUGGGGAUUUUGGCCUGAUGAGAGGCCUGGGCAAUGACAAAGACCACUACAUCAUGGGAGCCCACAGGCGCAUCCCUUUUGCCUGGUGUGCUCCUGAGAGUUUGCGUGUGGGCUCGUUCUCGCACGCCUCAGAUGUGUGGAUGUUUGGAGUCACUCUUUGGGAAAUGUUCACUUACUGUGAAGAGCCAUGGCUUGGUUUAUCUGGAAGACAGAUCCUGUAUCGCGUGGAGCGGGAAGGAGAUCGCUUGCAGAGGCCACUGGACUGUCCUCAGGAGCUCUACGUUGUGAUGAAGAUGUGCUGGGCCUACAUUCCGUCAGACCGACCCACCUUCGCCCAGCUCACAACCCUCGUAGCUGAGGCCCAGCCUAAGGAGGUGCGUGCAGUCCAAGACUUCUCAGAGCCCAGAAAACUUGCUCUGCAGGCCAGUGACCUAGUGACCAUGAUAGACCAUGGGCUGGAGUUGGGUGAGUGGAGGGGUCAGAACCAGAGGACACUGCAAGUCGGCUGGUUUCCUCCAUCGCUAACGGCUCCCUCUCUGUCUUCAGCGGGUCCACUGAGUCCUCCUGCUGGACCUGCUCUCAUCUCUCCUCCGCUCAGAGGAAGCUUGCAGCACACUGGGCAUGGAGAUAGCAACCCAGAACGCAGCUGGGGAACUCCAGCACGUCUGGAUGACCCUGGAAACUGGAAGACACCUUUGGCAAAAGAAAAGGAAGGCUCCAAUCUAAAGAAAAUGGCAGGCAUGUCCCGAAGUCUUGAGUCAGUCCUAGGUGUCUCUCAGAACAAGAGUCAGGAAGGUAGAGGCAGCCUGGCUCAGAGACCUCACGUCCGCAAGCCUAUCCCGGCUCAUCUGAUCCAGGACAUUCGCAGGUUCAGUGAUGCCAGCGGCAUCGUACCUCCUGCACGACCACCACCCCCAGUCUUCAAACGCCUCCGGCACCAGCAGACGGUGUUCCGUGAUCGGAGAGCAGCAGUCCAAGGGUCCUGGGCUCCUCCACCUAAUCUAAACUUUCAGCCCCAAACCCAAAUCCAACCCCAGCCACAGCCCCAGCCCCAAGCACAGCAACAGGGUAUGGGGGUUAGCAAUCUGGUCAGAAUGGCUCAGUUAGCAAGGUCAACUCCUCAGCUAGACAAUGACUUGGAGAAGGACAAGGAUAGAGAGAAGGAGAGGGAGAGAGAGAAAGAAAAAGAGAGGAUGCGGGAAAGAUACCCACCACAAGUGCAAGUAGAUACUAAGGAUGCACUCAUAGCACAGGUGCAGGCAGCUGUUCAUGGCGUAACUAUUGAAGAGGUUCAGAAAGCUCUACAACGCAAUGACUGGAAUCCAAUGCGGGCAGAGCAGCAGCUGAAGACAGAACAGCUCUACCACAUGAACCAGUGCUCGCGAGAGGACUGCUACAAGAUUCUCGCACGCUACAACUGGGACCUGCAGCACGCCAGUCGCUUUGUCAUCCGCAUGGCUAGAGACGCUGCACUGGAGAGACGAGGAGACAGAGUUUAAGAAAGAAACUGAUAAAACUAUAAGGAAUUUUAUUCAGCUGCACAAUUAUGAGAGGCUGAAAGUGUUGGCAGUUUGUCCUGCACUGGAUCAGUCCCCUCACGUCAGACGUUACAUUAUAAAAAUACAACAUGGGGAUCUUAAACAGCUUUGAGUGAUGGAAAAGCAGCAGAGUGUGAAGACGUUUUGGUUGUGACUUUAUCACACAUUAGAUUAAAAAAAAAAAUUGCCAAUGCUUUUAAAGCUACUGACCUGACCGUUAGUCAUGGUAGUGAAAAGGUGGACCUUUUCACUUUCUCAUGUAAACUAAUUAAUUAAGUGUUUAGUUCACUUAGGUGUGUAAGAACCAGGCUCCACAGGACCCACCUCUGCUCAGUAGCUCUACACUGCCCUCUUGCUGCUGGAUGAAGAUCUAUUCAAUUGUGUCAAAUCUGCUCGAAGAUACCAAGAGGACAGACCUGGGGGUAGAUUUGAAUUCUGCCCUCAAUGAAAAUGUAACUCUCAACGCCAACACUUACACUGAUAAUGAAGGAAAACUUUGUUUAUAAAAAUGUGGGGAGUGGGUGAAAUGUUCAGAAAGUUUCUGUUGCUACAGCACAGUCUCUUGUGCAGUUUACAGGUUUAUAUAUAUAAAAAAUGUAACUGAUGGGUACUUUGUUGAAUAUAUAUUUAAUAGAUUAAAUUUUAGAAUUUAAUGAAUUUUA